Cottoperca gobio is the source of this 3362-nucleotide messenger RNA. RefSeq names its product TCDD-inducible poly(ADP-ribose) polymerase (gene tiparp). The coding region runs from base 383 to 2533 and encodes 716 amino acids. Gene Ontology annotation, cellular component: nucleus. The transcript is spliced from 7 exons. Lineage: Eukaryota; Metazoa; Chordata; Actinopteri; Perciformes; Bovichtidae. Gene Ontology annotation, molecular function: zinc ion binding; NAD+ poly-ADP-ribosyltransferase activity. The record is from RefSeq and is a predicted model, not a curated record.
CCCCCUCUCUUUGAAGCGAAGCCCCGCCCGUGACCAGGUUACGGGGCGGGGCUUGGCUGUGCAGAGCCUGGGAGGCAGGCAGAGCGUCUCUCGCUACAGCUGUGCUUCGCUCUUUGUCGGUCUCUGCUCCUCUCCUGCGCUUUUCUAUCCGGUACAAGGAUACAAAGAGAGGGACAGAGCAUGAGAGCCGCGGGGGCAGCAGAGGGACACGAGGAAACCUAACCGGACUACAGUCUAGUCCAGACACGGAUACUAUUAUCUUCAGACUGGAUACGGAGCUCCGCCGAUGUACGCACUGGAUUUUACCCAGCAAAGAGUGUCGAGAUCGGGGGGAGAGGGGCGGACUUUAGUACGCAGGAUUGGCGGUGUUUAGGAGGGGGUCAUGGAUAACACUUUGCACAUUCUCCAGAAAUCCUCAGACUGUGUGCCGGCUGGGAUCUCCCUGGCUAUGAGUUUAAAUACGGACGAAGGGGAAGGUUUCACGGAACGGCAGAUCGUGGGGCUCCCCGACAAAAUACCUCUGGUGAAACCUUAUUUUAAAAAGAAGCAGAGGAAAUUAGACGCCAAAUGCCUCCACCGUGCCCUAGAGGAUCCCAUACUGACCACGUUACUGAGCACGGAUGCGCUGGUGUCCGGGGAUGGGGUGUUUGUUCCCCGGAACCAGCCGGGUCGGACUCCGGGAACCCUGUGCGCUGCGGCCGUGGUCAAACAGAACUGUAUGGGCCAGGUGUGUCUCAAAGCCACGGUAGCUGCUGUUAACGCCACAGCUGUGGCUGGAGUACCGGGGCUGAUGACCCGGGACGGGGAUGUGGAAAUAGCCGAUACUACUGCGGAGCUGGAGGAGACUGAGCGGCGAGGGGAGCGAACCAAGAUCACGGAUCCCACCCCCGACAACCCCUGCUUUCAGCCGAAGCCUGGCCUCAGGGCAGCCGGGAGCACAGUGACAAUAACGACCCCCGGCAGGGAUAUACGUCCCACAGUUGCACCCCAGGCUCCUCGCCAGGAGGGGAGCAUCAAAAGCAACGACCUCUUAACCUCUGGGCCUAAAAACCUCCCAGUCAAAGACUGCACCGGCGUCCAGGACCCCCUUGCCCUCCUCCUGCUGCCAGACAAAGGAGUGCUAUUUCACGAUAAAAGUGAAGAGGCCUCCCUGGACCUGGUUUUUGAGCUGCUCACCCAGCUCCAGUAUCACACACACCAGUCAGACUCCGUGGACAUUUGUGUGGAUUUCCUCCAGGGACAGUGUGUUUAUGGCAAUGACUGUGCCCACCACCACACUGUCCUGCCCUACCACUGGCAGAUCCGCAGGAGCAGUAACCAGACAUGGCAGAGCAUAGCAGACGACUCCCAGGAGCAGCUGGAGAGACUGUACUGCAACCCAGACAACGAGCAAGUCAGGCUCAAGUUUCAGGGUCGUGUGUUUUCCCUAGACUUUGGCGCGAUGCGGGUGUGUGACCUGGAAUUUGACCGCGUGCGACGACUGACCACUCCUGCCAGCCCUCUACCCAUGCCCAUAACAACCCCCAACCCCACCCCCAGCUGUCACACAGUGUGGAAGUACUACUGCAGAGACAACUUUGGCUGGAGGGAAUACUCCGAGCCGGUGGUGAAGCUCAUAGAGGAGGCGAGCACGAGGGGUCUUAAAGAGGUGCGAUUCAUUACGCUCCAGAACCAGUACAUCCUCAACAUCAGGGAGGGCUUCCAGCAGAACGCCGUCUUCGGGUUCCGGCGUCAGAUCAAAAAGCGGCCCAUGUUCAUGUCCUCUGUAAUGCUUACACCCCACCUGCAGACUUUGGGCGGCCUCUCUUCAUCUCCCCUACCCUCCUCCUCCUCCUCCUCCUCCUCCAUGGAUCUCUCUGUGUCGCAUCCCCUCUCGCCGACGACCACAAACCCGCCCAGCCUUUUUCCGGAAACAUGGUUGCCCAUGGCGAUGAACCAGGACUUCCUGCAGGUGCCGGUGUCACGUGAAGACCGCAGCUACCGUACGGUGUACAGCCUUUUCCACAAGACGGUGUCGGAGACGAAGUUCAGGAUCCUUAAGAUCCAGCGUGUGCAGAACCCCUUCCUCUGGGAGAAAUACAAGAGGAAGAAGGAGUACAUGUCACGACGUAUGUCAGAGAUGGACCGGCUGCUGAGCGAGCGCCACCUCUUCCACGGCACCUCGGCCGACGCGGUGGAGGGCAUCUGCAAGCACAACUUCGACCCCCGAGUCUGCGGCAAACACGCCACCAUGUUUGGUCAGGGCUCCUACUUUGCCCGCAAGGCUGUCUACUCCCACAACUUCUCCAAGCGCUCGCCCAAAGGAGUCCACUGCAUGUUCCUGGCCAAAGUCCUCACUGGCAGGUUUACUGUAGGAAAUCCCUCCUUGCGGCGACCUCCACCCAUCAACCUCCGUGACCCCUCCAGUGACCUUUAUGACUCCUGUGUGGACAACUGGGUGGACCCCCAGAUCUACGUCAUCUUCAACGAUGACCAGAGCUACCCUUACUUUAUCAUCCACUACGAGGAGGUACCCGGCACUGUCGCCGUCUAAAGCCCUGGAUCAGACCUGGGUCGGUCUGGAUGUGCAGAUACCUACCCACAGUUUGCUUCAGUCUGUUGCGGUGCCAGAUGGGUGGAGUGUGCCACUGGAGAUGAGAAGGAACAGCUGAACAAGGUGGAAUGUAGAGCACUUUUUGGAGGCCGUUGCCAGAGUGAACUUCACCCAUCUGCUGCUCUAAACGGGCCGCAGAGUCAAACACGCGUUUGCAAAUACGCAAUGAUUUAGGUCGACUGGAUCCAACAGACUGGACUGCAGUAAGGAGCUACAGUCAUCCAGAGUUCAGAGGUGGAUGGAAACAGCUGAAGCCACAGCUGACUCGACCGGACUCAUAAACCACCGUGAUGUAGUACGAACAGGCGCUCGCGGCGGUCUACGGCAGGAUUGUAUCGACCGCAUUGAUCCAGAGCAGAUGCAGGAAACAAACCAAACCUAGUCCUUGUCACCGUUUCUUUUUGACUUUGUCGUACGGCUGUAAAUGAACUCCGUUCCACAUCAGGACAAAUGCUGUCGCAGUACUGUGAAUGACCAACCGGCCGUAUUAUUCGGAGGAAGCGGCAACCAACCAAUCGAACGCUUCCAUAGAGAAACCAUCGCUGACCCCCCCCCCCCCCCCCCCCCCCCGAGUGUGUAGCCAGCCUCCUUACGUUUAUUUUGAGUCGAUGUGCAGAAAAACCUCUCGAGAGGUUUCACGUGAAGCGAGUGCGUUUUUUGCCUUUGCGCCCACCACUUGAGUUCCUCGCGGGGGAUUGAAGAGCGUACAGUCUCACGCUGAGACUCGGCAGCGCCGUAGUGUCUCGCAGCCCCCCCCCCCCCCCCCCCC